AUGCAAACCAAUUCCUGCCGUCCGGAUCUGCGUCUCUCCUCUCUCCUCUUAUCCCCGCAGGCGUUCGAUCCGACCAACCAGCCGCGCGAGUCAACGCGAGCGGGCGAUGCGCUGCAGAAGGUGAUGAACGUCCCCGAUUUCGCGCCCGACGACAUCUUCGUCGCCAAGCUCAAGCCGCGCGAGGUCCUUCGCAACCUCUCCGUCGCUGAGCUGUAUGAGCAGGCGAUCGCGCAGGAGGAGGGCAACUUCAUCGUGUCGACGGGCGCGCUGGCGACGCUAUCGGGCCAGAAGACGGGGCGGUCGCCCAAGGACAAGCGCGUCGUCAAGGAGCGCGCCCACGCCGAGGACCUGUGGUGGGGCAAAGGGUCGCCCAACUACGAGAUGGACGAGUACACGUUCAUGGUGAACCGCGAGCGCGCCAUCGAUUACCUCAACACCGUCGGCAAGGUGUACGUGCAGGACAUGCUGCUGGGGUGGGAUCCGAAGCUGCAGAUCAAAGUGCGCAUCGUGUGCGCGCGUGCCUACCACGCGCUCUUCAUGCACAACAUGUGCAUCCGGCCCACCCAGGAGCAGCUGGAUAACUUCGGCGAGCCGGUGUUCACCAUCUACAACGCGGGGCACUUCCCCGUGAACCGGCUGAGCAAGUUCAUGACGAGCACGACGAGCGUGGACAUGGACUUGAACCGCAUGGAGAUGGUCAUUCUCGGGACGGAGUACGCCGGGGAAAUGAAGAAAGGACUCUUCUCCCUCAUGAACUACCUCAUGCCCAAACAGGGCGUCCUCUCGCUGCACUCCGGAGCCAACAUGGGUAAAGACGGCGAUGUUUCCCUCUUCUUCGGCCUGUCCGGCACGGGCAAGACAACCCUCUCCACCGAUCCGCACCGCUUGCUGAUCGGCGACGACGAGCACACGUGGAGCGACGACGGGGUGGCGAACAUCGAGGGCGGCUGCUACGCCAAGUGCAUCAACCUCAGCCGGGAGAAGGAGCCCGAUAUCUACAAUGCAAUCCGGUUCGGAGCGGUGCUGGAGAACGUCGUCUUCGAUGCGCACACCCGCGUGGUGGAUUAUGAUGACAACAGCAUUACCGAGAACACGCGCGCGUCGUACCCUAUCGAGUAUAUCCCCAAUGCGAAGAUCCCCUGCACGGCGGGCCACGCGACGAACGUGAUUCUGCUCACCUGCGACGCGUUCGGAGUUCUCCCGCCCGUCAGCCGCUUAACUCUCGAGCAGGCUAUGUACCAUUUCAUCUCGGGUUACACGGCCAAGGUCGCGGGUACCGAGAUGGGCGUGACGGAGCCCGAAGCGACCUUCUCCGCGUGCUUCGGAGCCGCGUUCCUGAUGUGGCAUCCGUACAAGUACGCGUCGCUGCUGGCGGAGCGCAUGAAGAAGCACGGGACCACGGCGUGGCUCGUCAACACCGGGUGGACGGGCGGGAGCUAUGGCGUCGGGAGCAGGAUGAGCAUCAAGAGCACGCGCGCGAUUAUCGACGCGAUUCACGACGGGUCGUUGCUGAAGGAGGAGUUUGUGACGACGCCCGUGUUCGGCCUGCAGGUGCCCACCAAGUGCAACGGCGUGCCCACUGAAGUGCUGCAGCCGGAGACUCUGUGGCCCGACAAGGCCAAGUACCAGCAGACCCUGGAGAAGCUUGGCGCGCUGUUUGUGAAGAACUUUGGCAAGUUUGUGGAGUUCGAGAUGGGCGGCAAGACUACGCGCAUCCCCGAUGAGGUGCUGGCAGCCGGUCCCAAAAUCACGGAGCAGCAGCUGCACAAGGCGCUCAGGUAG
Messenger RNA from Closterium sp. NIES-65, 1782 nucleotides. Lineage: Eukaryota; Viridiplantae; Streptophyta; Zygnematophyceae; Desmidiales; Closteriaceae. The record is from the annotation of a GenBank genome assembly.